Haemorhous mexicanus (house finch) is the source of this 1281-nucleotide messenger RNA. It is a transcript of the gene PLPP5, whose product is annotated as phospholipid phosphatase 5. Gene Ontology annotation, biological process: phospholipid metabolic process. The transcript has 7 exons. Bases 43 to 834 code for a protein of 263 amino acids. Lineage: Eukaryota; Metazoa; Chordata; Aves; Passeriformes; Fringillidae. The record is from RefSeq and is a predicted model, not a curated record. Gene Ontology annotation, molecular function: phosphatidate phosphatase activity.
UGCGCUCGCCCCGCCCCGGGGCUCGGCGGGCGGGCAGUGGCCAUGCGGCGAGCGGAGCUGGCGGCCGAGGCCGCGCUGCGGCUGCUGCUCCUCGCCACCUUCGGGAUCAUGGAGUUCCUGCCGCCCUUCCAGCGCGUGGUGCAGCCCGAGGAGAUGUGGCUCUACAAAAGCCCCUACGUUGAAGUGGAUCACGUCCCCACGGUCUUCAUGUUUUUCAUCGCUUUUCUGUCUCCCUUGUUGCUCAUCCUCCUGGCGAGGCUGUUCAUGGGCGCUGACCACGAGGACACGAGGGAAGCCUGCCUUGCUGCCAGCCUUGCUCUUGCCCUGAACGGGGUUUUCACAAACGCCCUGAAGCUCGUUGUGGGGAGGCCACGGCCCGACUUCUUCCACCGCUGCUUCCCGGACGGCCGAGCCAACGCGGAGCUGCUGUGCACGGGGGACGCGCGCAGGGUGAGCGAGGGCCGCAAGAGCUUCCCCAGCGGACACGCUUCCUUUGCCUUUGCUGGUCUUGCCUUCUCUGCCUUCUACCUGGCAGGGAAGCUGCACAGCUUUGUUCCAGGCCGGGGGGGCCGGGCCCUGCGCUUCUGUGCCUUCCUCCUGCCCCUCUUCCUCGCCACCCUCAUCGCCGUGUCCCGCACCUGUGACUACAAGCACCACUGGGAAGAUGUGUUGGCUGGCUCAGCGAUGGGCUUGGUGCUCGCAUACCUGUGCUACAGGCAGUACUACCCUCCCCUGACAGACACCACGUGCCACAAACCAUCUCUGGCCAAGCCCAAAGCACUGCCAGUGCACGAGGAGAAGCCUCCAGCUCCCAGCUUCCACAUGAACAUUUAGUGCCAGGCUCUGUCCUGCCUCUCCCUGGGUGCCAGGGCAGGGCGAGGCUUGGGGGAGGCUGCUCAGAAGUGAGGACAAACACCUGGGCAGGUGUUCCCUGCUGAGCUGGUGAGUUGCCUGCCCUGGCCCUUGUGUUUUUUCAUUUCAUUGAAUUUUGUAGGCCACCCCCUCUUCAGGCCCACUGUGAAGCGAGGGAGGCACUCGGGGUGCCAACCUGAACAAAGACCCAGUGGGUGUGAAGGUCCUGAACACAAACUGGGAAAAUGUGACAGCCCAGUGUGCCCAGUCUAGUGGAAGUUCUUGUGUCCAGUCCAGGAAGCACCACUGGCCACCUCCCUGCAGUCCAGCUGAGCUGUCCCAGCCCUUCUUCUGGGAAAUGAAGUGCAGGACCUGCUAACUUUGAGCUUUUCUAAUUUCCCAAAUAAAGGAGUUUAAUUUUUGUAAUGA